Messenger RNA from Tarenaya hassleriana, 872 nucleotides. RefSeq lists its product as uncharacterized. The record is from RefSeq and is a predicted model, not a curated record. Bases 57 to 725 code for a protein of 222 amino acids. The transcript has 7 exons. Lineage: Eukaryota; Viridiplantae; Streptophyta; Magnoliopsida; Brassicales; Cleomaceae.
AUCCCUCUCCUUAUGUUUGUGGGACAAAACAGAAGAUCUCGCCGGACACGAGGAAGAUGAGUUCACGGCGAGGAGCGCCGAAGCACCAGAACAAGUUCGCGUGGAAACCAAACGCUGGAGUCAAGAUCAACGAAACGGAAGUCGGUGGUCGGUUCAGACCGUUGUCGGAUAUCACCGGAGUUUGUCCUCGUUGUCGGGAGCAGAUCGAUUGGAAGCGCCGUUACGGCAAGUACAAAACCCUAACGGAACCCGCCAAAUGUCAGAAGUGUACGAAGCGCAAUGUUCGUCAGGCGUACCAUAAGUUAUGCAAUGGUUGUGCCAAGGAGCAGAACGUGUGUGCUAAGUGUUGCUGUCGUGUUGAUCAAAUUGUCGGAAGAGAUGUUUCGGAAGUUGAGGCUGAGCAGAAGAUGCUGGAAGAGGCUAUCAAGAAUGCUAGGGAAAGAGAUAGGAGAUCGCUUUUGCGCGCUAUGAACAAGGAGAACAAUCCCAAAAAGUCGGAUAAAGCUCCAACCAGGAACGACGGCAAGGUCGGCGACAUAUUUCCUUCGAUAUCUCUCGAAGAGUAUGCAAACUCGGGAAGAAUCAGCAAGAUCGGUAAUAGUAGUGUCCGCGAUCAAGACCAUGAUGACGAUGACGACGAAGAAGAAGAUGCUAGUGGACCUGACUCCGAUGAGGAUCAUGCCGUUGAUGAUGCAGAGGAGCCUUACUCUCAACAACAUGAGUGAACUCCCAAAUUUUGGAACAACUAUACACUAGUGUUUUGUUUAUGUUAUUUCAUAUAUUAUCCAUUCAGAUCAUGACAGUCAUGGACAUAACUAUGUUUAAUUCGUGAAUAAGGUAAUGAAUGUAAGAAUAUCCUAUAUAUUGAUUCA